Messenger RNA from Ruditapes philippinarum (Manila clam), 6932 nucleotides. Its product is annotated as diacylglycerol kinase iota-like. Gene Ontology annotation, biological process: lipid phosphorylation; intracellular signal transduction; diacylglycerol metabolic process. The record is from RefSeq and is a predicted model, not a curated record. Gene Ontology annotation, molecular function: protein binding; ATP-dependent diacylglycerol kinase activity. Lineage: Eukaryota; Metazoa; Mollusca; Bivalvia; Venerida; Veneridae. The transcript has 32 exons.
ACUAUUAAUAUAUACCAUACCUGCGUUACAAAACAUGAAUCAAAUCUCAUUGACUAUAAUUCAUGUGACUGGAAUAUCUUGCUGUCAAAGUUUAUACGUACUACAGAGAAAAUAGGAAUGAUGAAUAGAAUAUUUAAGAAGUCUCGAUCAGUCUCGCCGUCAUUUGAAAUACCGAAAAUAUGUUUACCUCGGCAAUCUGAGUGCAUUGAUGAUGGAUAUGACCUUGAAGUCGGUAAACUUUUGAAAGUGCCGAAUGAAUCUAGAGGACGUUCAUCAAGCUUUGAUUCAAGCUCUCUGCGCCAGGAUUCCUUUACGAAGGAAUUACUUAAUGUUCCGACUAAGCAGGGUCGUAGAUGUCACUCCUUUGAUUCGGCAUGCACUCUUCAGAUGAGCCCUGCAACCUCGGAUGAGAGUAUAUCAGAAACAUCUCCGAGUAACUGGAGUCUGAAAGUACCGCAGUAUAAAGGCAGACGAUCCUCUUUGGAUAUUCCUAAACUAUGCAUUCACUGUAUGCAUUUGGAAGCUAAGGCUCAAGAGUGUGUUGAAAGAGAAAAAGCGUUAAAGAUUUAUCAGCCUGCAAUUGGUGACGAAGAUAGUGAUGGAUAUUCAUUCACAUCUAGUACAAGUUACACAUCAACCACGCAAGACUCACUUUCGGACCCAUCAGGAUUUUAUUAUCUUACUGACUCGGAGGACGAAGGUAACGAGUCUGAUUGUGAGGAUAGCUUCGAUUCACCGGACUGUAAAAUCGCUCAUACGACCACACCAUGUGAAAGUUUUCCGACUGUGUUCGACAGUAAUAAUAGCAGUAUUAGUCCCGAGAAAAGAAGCAUUCUUGACUUUCUAAAUGGACAUAACUUGCCGCACAUAGACAGUAAAGAUGAGGAAGACCUGGAUGAUUUAGUUGAUGAACUUUCAGAUGACGAAGAUGAGAAUGAAGAUGAUGAGGACUAUAUUAAUGUAGUGACAUUGACUGUACCAAAUAUAAAACAACAGCGGUCCUCCUCAAUGGAUGCAUGUUUUAUGAAAGAUUUAAAAAAGCCCGCGGGACCAAAACAGGUACAAAGACAAAAAUCGUUUGACAAUGGCGAUAUGUUAGAUGUUCCGAUCCAAAUACGAUCAAGUUCAGUGGAUGUUAAUUUACCAACAGAGCAAGAAUCAUGUUACAUUGCAAUUCCACAUUCUGAUUCAAGGAAAGCCAUAUCAAAGAAUGCCUUGAACCAUUCGACAUAUCUUCAUCCCCAUUACAGUGGUGGUAGCGGAGACAGUCAUCCGUCACGUCGACAAAUCAAUUCCGCUGUCGACUGGACAGAGCAUGCAGUUAACAGUGAGCAUAUUUGGCUAGACACAAAUGCCUCGGGAGACUUCUGUUAUGCCAUGGAACAGGACUGCAUUAAAACUGGUCCACGGAAGAAGUGCAUGGCGUGUAAGAUUGUCUCUCACAUAGGGUGUAUUCCAAUUUUAGAAGUUAAAAAUCUCCGAUGCAAACCAACAUUCCGAGAAGCAGGUGUCAGAAAUUACCGCGAGCUUGUACCUCAACAGAUGUGUAAUCAACAGUUGAUGCGACACCACUGGGUUCAUAGACGAAGGCAAGAUGGGAAGUGUAAGCAGUGUGGAAAGUCAUUCCAACAACGAUUUACGUUCCAGAGCAAGAAACUUAAAGCCAUAAGCCCUUGCCACUAAUGCAAAAAUUUAUUUCACAAUCAAGCUAACUGUUAUUUAAUUUGCCAUAUUGUUGAAUGUAUGACUGGAGGGGAACAUCGGGAAAACUUACCCCCAUCUUGGAUUAAAAAUUUCCCAAAAAAGGGAUCUUUUAAGUCUUCUUUACGUAAGAAAAGUAGAAAAUCUUCAUUAAAACGUAAGAAAGGAAGUAGUAAAGAGAUGGGUGAAGUUCAACGACCUUUUAUUAUUAAACCGAUUCCUUCUCCAUUGCUCAAACCUCUCCUCGUGUUCAUUAACCCAAAAUCGGGCGGCAACCAAGGGGGGAAACUCCUGCAUAAAUUUUGUUGGUUGUUGAAUCCGAGACAAGUGUUUGAUCUUAGUAAUGGUGGACCAAAGAUGGGGCUGGACCUCUACAAAAAAGUGCCUAAUUUGCGAGUGUUGGUGUGUGGUGGGGACGGCACAGCGGGCUGGAUCCUGAGUGCCAUAGAUACAUUAAACCUACCAAGCCCACCACCUGUAGCCAUAUUGCCACUCGGCACUGGCAAUGAUUUGGCUCGAACCCUUAACUGGGGUGGGGGAUAUACAGAUGAACCUAUUAGUAAGGUAUUAUGCAAUGUUGAAGAUGGUCAAGUGGUACAACUUGACAGAUGGAAUGUCACUGUAACUGACAACAAACAUGCAGAUCCCGAACCUAUAGAAGAGGAGGUCAAGGCCAAAUUACCUCUUGACGUCUUCAACAACUACUUUAGUUUAGGUGCCGAUGCACAUGUUGCCCUGGAGUUCCAUGAAUCUCGAGAGGCAAAUCCAGAAAAAUUCAACAGUAGAUUCCGGAAUAAAAUGUUUUAUGCAGGGGCUGGUGGACGUGAUAUGUUAAAAAGAAGUUGGAGAGGAUUCUCUGAACAAAUAAAACUUGUCUGUGAUGGUGUUGAUUUAACACAGAAGAUUGUGGAUAUGAAACUUCAUUCUCUCUUAUUUCUCAACAUUCCAAGAUAUGCAAGUGGUACAGUGCCGUGGGGCAAUCCAAAUGCAUCAGGGUUUGAGCCCCAGAAACAUGAUGAUGGUUAUCUUGAAGUUAUUGGUUUUACAUACUCAUCUUUGGCAACUUUACAAAUAGGAGGUCAUGGUGAGAGAUUGGUACAAUGUAGGGAGGUAAAACUGACCACAACAAAACCUAUACCAAUGCAGCUUGAUGGCGAACCUUGCCGUCUAGCGCCCUCUGUGAUACGAAUCAGUCUUCGUAACCAGGUCAACAUGAUAAUGAAACCAAAGAGGCGGGGCUCUGUGCCUAUCACCAAUGAUCCUGAUUUUGCUUUUUUCAGUCCACCCUCGGUACCUGAGCGGCUACGAAUACAGGUCAGCCGCAUCGCAAUGCGGGACUACGAGUUGUUGAAUUACGAUAAAGAUAGGCUACGGGCAGCUUCUGUCCCGGUGGGAAUCAUCGUCGUGGACAACAACGCCAACCUGGAGGAGGUUCGAACUCACAUCAACAGACUUCAUGAGGACCAGAUGACGACAAUAGAGUCACCAGAUUCCUCCAUAUCUUCACUUUCAUCUAAAUGGUGCUUUCUAGACUCAACAACUGCAGAAAGAUUUUUCCGAAUUGACCGAUCUCAGGAAAAUUUACACUACAUUACGGACAUAUCAUCAGAGGACCUUUAUAUUCUUGACCCCGAUAUGACCUCCAAAGGUCGUAACAACAACAACUUAGAGACAUUAGUAGACAAGAAUACAUCGGUUGUGAAGGAAAACAAUUUCACGUCUUCAAAAGAUAGCGAGCUUGUUUUCACAUUUUCAAUGCCAGUGACACCUCCAAAAUCACCAAGAGUACAGAUCUUAGAUGCCAGGAGGAAUGGUGUAGCAUUAUUUGAGCAAUCUCUUACAAGGCCGGAGAGCACAGAAAACCUGUUAUCACCACCAAACCAACCUGGUUCAAAUAACAGCUCAGAACCAGGGUCACCAAAUGCUCCCAUUGCAGCCCCUGUUAGACCAUUUCAUUUUACAACAACUGGAGAAAAGCCAAAACCCCUUACACCAGCAGACAAAAUGAUGAUUGAUGCAUCAAAGCGUGGUGAUUUACGGAAGCUUGCGGAGCUUCACGAGCAUGGUGCUGACCUUCUGUGCACAGAUCAAUACGGCAUGACGGCGUUACAUCAUGCGGCAAGAUUUGGUCACAAAGAAAUUGUUAAAUACCUUGUAAAAAAUGCCCCUCCUGUGAUAUUAGAUAUGGUGGACUAUGAAAAAGGCCAGACAGCAUUACAUAAGGCUGCGUGGUACCAGCGCAGGACUAUAUGUUGUGUACUGGUAGAGGCUCGAGCCUGUCUGACCAGGAAAGACAACCAAGGUAACACGCCAAGAAUGCAGGCAUUGAGAGCGGACGACAGGGAACUGGCAGCUUAUCUAGAAAGUCAGGAACACUUCCAGAUGGUCGUUUCAGAAGAUCAAGAAACCGCGGUGUGACACAUUCCCCCCUCAGAGUCUACCAGACAUCUGAUUCUCAGAAAAACAAGCUCACAGAAUUUUAAAAUACAGACUGUUGUUCAAAGUAACAAAUUGUUAGCAGAUUAUUUUGUGCUGUUGACUUUUUUUUUAAAAGAUUUUUUUUUUGUUAUUUUCAAGAUUUUUUUUUUAUUGCGAUGUAAAGUGCUGUUUCUAGUUGAUGACAAUGAUCGUUUGUUUUAGACCAUCAGUUUUGAGGUUUAAGUGUACAUGUUAUUUUGAAUGUGUUGUUGUCAUGACAAAGUCCCAGUUUUUAGCACUAAGAGCAAAAAAGUUCUAUGUUGUUUUGUUCUGCUAUGAAGUUCUCGAGUUAUUUCAAGAAAGGUUAUGGGUUUUUAGCAUUAAUAUCUUUUUGUUAAAUUGUGGUAUUUAAUUCUUUAUCACAUUGGAAAUAUGUUUUAUUGUACCCUAUUUAGUACUCCUUACAGGAAUCAUGUCCCCGUCAGUUAGACAGUAUCACGGUAAUCAAAACAUGUGCUGAUUUGCAUACGAAACGAACUGUAGCACCACUUACAAACAUGAAAGAGUGACCAUAAAAUUAUUUCCUGAUUAUUUACUUAACUGAUUGAUAUAGUAUGUGUUUUUAAAGUCGAUACCAGUAAAAGACAUAUUCAGUAAAAUAUGAUAAACAAGAUCAAUAAGGAAAGGCGGCGUUCAAUGAUCGCAAAAAAACGAUCCAGCAACAAGUAAAUUAAUAAAGUCCUUUUCAUUCGUACUAAUUUAUGGAAAUAUUGAGUUCUGUGGUACUCAAAGGGCCCCUGAGCACCACAUUUCUUAAUUGAAAACUAAGUUUGUAAAAGUGAGAAACUAAAGGCAUGUAAUAGUUGUUCCUGAUGGUAGUCUCAAAAGCAGGCUAAAUGUUCAAAAGUUUUGAGGAAAAGGAAAAGUCAAGAAAACGGUUGUUUGUGCAGUAUUGAAAAAUGUAUUAUUUUUGGUAAAUGCAAAUGUGUUUGAAAAUGAAAUGAAAGAUAAAGGUGGUUUGAACACAAAAUUGUUACGUUGAAAAGCUUGAGAAUAGGACAAAGUUUUUUUUUAAGUUAUCCCGGCCACUUUCUCUGAGACAUAAUGUCAUAAAAUUAUUUUUAUACCUUUUAAGCAUAUGACAUAAAUUUUGAAUUACAAAAUGGGCAAUGGAGAUUUAUUUGAUGGCCUUUAGGCAAAGUAUAACUCAAAAUAAAGGGAAGUCAUUAUUUAUGCAUGGUAUUGCAGAAUUUAUUGGAAUUUUCAUGGAAGCAUCGACAAGUUUGUAACAUUUUUUUUAUUAUUGAAGAAUAGGUGUGUGCAUUAUUAAUGAAAGCUUUGAAGAUUAUCAUGUGCCAGCUUUUAAAUUUCAAUUUAAACAAUUUGAAAAUAGCCAGCCAGGGAACAAUGCUUUAGGGUGUUCGAUUUAACUUGACAAAUUGCGGAAUGAAGUUUGCAAUAAAAUUUUGUUUUAUGCUUUGUGUAGUUUAAUUAUUACGUGCAUUGUAAUUCAAAAGGAUUGCAUUUUUAGGCAACAAAGAAUUAACAGAAUGAAUUCAUAUUUUGGAUGAGCUGUGUUUUGCAAUAAUGCAUUUUAAUAUUGCUUUGAAAUUUAAUGGUUAGCAUAAAUUAAACACUACCCCAUAGAAAAAAAAUGACCUGUUGAUGGAAAGCUAGAUUUUUUGUAUGAUAAAAUCAACUAAUUUCAUUAAAAUUUACAUGGUCAAAUUAAAACAGUUUGCAAGGUCAAAUUAAAACAAUUUAUAAGGUCAAAUUAAAACAAUUUACCAAGUCAUAUUACAAUUGAUAUAGCUAUAUACAUAACUGUAUCAAUACCCUUUAAAUUACUUAAGUCAAAUCGGUGUUUAAGCCCACUUCUGAAUAAAGACCACCCCAUAAAUAAAGACCAUUCUUUGAAAAACCUUCAUCAGAGUUAUCUCUGAAUUAAGACCACUUGUCUAUAAAAGCCAUGUAUGGUGUCCUUUAUUCACAGGUUCAUCUGUAACUGUUCAACUUUCAUAUUUGAAAUGGUCUGUUAUUACUUUUAGGGAUAUGACAAUUUGGAUGUUUUUAAAGCUUUGUGUGACUACAAAAAUGUACUGGCUGGCCAGGCGGUAUCCUGGUAGCAAAAGGUUUAAACCCGUAACCUGCUGAAUUUCUAAAAUGGACUUAAUCAGAAUUGUCCAUUAUCAAGUUUGGGGAUACUCAGAUGAGAAUUUAAAGUUAAUCACCAAACAGUAUAGAGCCUGGUCAGAUUGCACGGAUGUGCAUGCUGGCCUGGCUCUAUACUGGUGGCAAAGGCCAAUUAGUUUCAGCAGUGGGUAACGGCAUGUAACAUAAUAUUCAUUAAACAUUUUUUUUUUUACUAAUGUCUCCAUGUUUAUUUCAUUGUUUUUACCAUUAGAAUCACAGAGGUGUGUUUGAAAUUGGAAGAACCAAUGGAAGUCAAGCUUUUGUAUAUCAUGUGACUGUUGUUUCCCAGUGUUCCUUGUUUUAUAUAUAUAUAUAUAUAUGUUACGAUAAUACUGUUCAACACCAGUAUGCAAUCUUAUUGUUCUUUUUUUAAUGGAUGUAUUAUUUUUAAUGCUCGGAGGAGCGCUAUGUUUCAAAAUGUGUACUAAUUAAUUGACCUAUAUUCAUACAUAUCAAUGUGAUUGUUUACCGUUCAUCGAAUAAAAUGCUUGAAUUAAAUGCUUGAUGCAUUAUCUCAUUCAACCUUAUAGGUAUGAUAUAAAUAUAAUAUUGUAUUUUAUAUUAUUGCAUUUUAUAGGUUUUUUUUCUUUUUCAUUGUUUUUUUGUGUUUUUUUUUCUUA